Diabrotica virgifera virgifera (western corn rootworm) is the source of this 695-nucleotide messenger RNA. RefSeq lists its product as uncharacterized. The coding region runs from base 106 to 384 and encodes 92 amino acids. The record is from RefSeq and is a predicted model, not a curated record. The transcript has 3 exons. Lineage: Eukaryota; Metazoa; Arthropoda; Insecta; Coleoptera; Chrysomelidae.
CAAGAAAAAAGAGCAUUAGAACAAUAUUGAAUUAACUCUUAGUACUUUAUUAUCAGAAGUUAACUUACUGUUUUUAAGGGGAUAGACACACGACAAAACUUCAAGAUGAUCUUUGCUCUUGUUAAUGUAAUUGUUGAAGGAUACCUUUUAGUUUGGCGUAUUGAAAGUUUGUACGAUGGGUCCACAGUAUCAAGAGAACUAUUAUAUACAUGUCCAUGGGUAUGUUGGAAUAAUAAAAACAGAAAGGCGUUAUUAAUAACAUUAACAGCCCUUCAGCCAUUAAGAGUACGUUCCUUCGGCGGUGCUGUAGUCAACAACGAAUAUUUUAAAGAGGUGCUAAAAACAGUCUAUUCAAUAGUGGCCGUAGCAGUAAAAUUUAAAUAAAUAUAAAUAACCCAAUAAAUGAUCGUUUUGGAGUGUAAUUUCCAGGGGCAACUCCGAAUUGCAUGAAAAUUUAGAUUUAGGUCCUACUUACCCUUCACUUCACAGUUGAAUUUGUGCCGUUGGUUGCUUUUACUUGGGGGGUGACCGGAAAUGGAUAAACUGACUUAUUUUAAGUACCUUUUGUUCUAUAAAGUUUUUUACGUAAGUCAAUACUUUUCGAGUUAUUCGCGAUUUAAAACGUUGAUUUUUCGACAAAAAAAUUACGUUUUCAGACCGUUUUUCCCAAAUGACUAAAAAAGUAAAUAUUUUAU